Phyllostomus discolor (pale spear-nosed bat) is the source of this 4408-nucleotide messenger RNA. RefSeq names its product glucosaminyl (N-acetyl) transferase 4 (gene GCNT4). Bases 193 to 1557 code for a protein of 454 amino acids. Gene Ontology annotation, molecular function: acetylglucosaminyltransferase activity. Lineage: Eukaryota; Metazoa; Chordata; Mammalia; Chiroptera; Phyllostomidae. The record is from RefSeq and is a predicted model, not a curated record. The transcript has 2 exons. Gene Ontology annotation, cellular component: membrane.
GCUCUCCCACCCCCGGCCGAGGGAGAGCAACUCCCUAGCAGGGCGCGCCGCCGAACUGGCGAAGGAGGAGGAAGCGGGAGGAAGCCGCCGCCGCAGAGGGACCGGGAGGCCGGAGCGCAGCUUGCGGUCCCCGCAGGGGCGGCUUCUGCAGCCUCGGGGACCUGGCGUUCGGGGCUGCGCCGCUCCCUUUCAAUGAAGAUAUUCAGAUGUUGCUUUAAAUACCCCCUACAGCAGAAAGUUUUCAUCCUGUGUUUAACCCUGUGGCUGCUCUCCUUGUUGAAGCUUCUAAACGUAGGAAAACUUCUCUUCCCUCAGAGAGGCGUUUAUUUGGUCGAAUACGCCCUAAGCACCUCCCCUUUUGUGAGGAACAGAUACACCCACGUUAAGGAUGAAGUCCAGCAUGAAGUCAGCUGUUCCGGUGUCUACGAGCAGGAGCCUUUGGAAAUUGGCAAGACCCUGGAAAUAAGAAGAAGAGACAUCAUCGACUUGGAUGAUGAAGAUGUUGUGGCAAUGACCAGCGACUGUGACAUUUAUCAGACCCUAAGAAGGUACCGUCAAAAGCUUGUUUCAAGAGAGGAGAAAAGCUUCCCAAUAGCCUAUUCUUUGGUUGUUCACAAAGAUGCAAUUAUGGUUGAAAGGCUGAUCCACACUAUAUACAACCAGCACAAUAUUUACUGCAUCCAUUAUGACCUGAAGUCACCUGACACCUUCAAAGUUGCCAUGAACAAUUUAGCUAAGUGCUUCUCCAAUAUUUUCAUUGCUUCUAAACUAGAGACUGUGCAAUAUGCCCACAUUUCCAGACUCCAAGCUGAUUUAAAUUGUUUGUCAGACCUUCUCAAGUCUUCAGUUCAAUGGAAAUAUGUUAUCAACCUGUGUGGGCAAGACUUUCCUUUGAAGUCAAACUUUGAAUUAGUGUCAGAGCUGAAGAAACUCAAUGGAGCAAAUAUGUUAGAGACGGUGAAACCCACUAACAGUAAAAUGGAAAGAUUCACUUAUCACCAUGAACUCAGACAGGUGCCUUAUGAGUAUGUGAAGCUACCAGUCAGGACAAACAUCUCCAAAGAAGCACCCCCUCAUAACAUUGAGAUAUUUGUUGGUAGCGCUUAUUUUGUUUUAAGUCGAGCAUUUGUUAAAUAUAUUUUCAACAGCUCCCUCGUUAAAGACUUUUUUGCCUGGUCUGAAGACACAUACUCGCCUGAUGAGCAUUUUUGGGCUACCUUAGUUCGGGUCCCAGGAAUACCUGGGGAGAUUUCUCGGUCCGCUCAGGAUGUGUCUGACCUACAGAGUAAGACUCGCCUUGUCAAGUGGAAUUAUCAUGAAGGCCUCUUCUAUCCCAGUUGUACGGGCUCUCACCUCCGAAGUGUGUGUAUCUUUGGGGCAGCUGAAUUAAGGUGGCUUAUGAAAGAUGGACAUUGGUUUGCUAAUAAAUUUGAUUCUAAGGUGGACCCUGUCUUGAUUAAAUGCUUGGCAGAAAAACUUGAAGAACAACAGAGAGAGUGGAUCACUUUGUCUUCAACAAAGCUAUUUAUGGGUAAAAAUCCCACAGUCACAACAUGAUAAAGUCACGAAGGAAACAAGGUGGAGUUAAUAUGGAGUUGUAGACUCUGCCGUGUCCAGGACCAGCUGAGCUUAACCGUCUCAUCUUUUGAAAGGUAUCUGAGAUUCCAUGCACAAGGGAACAUGACUUAGCCUUUGGUGACGAUUAGCCUGCAGUGGGUUGAGUACUUUUGUUUGUUUCUGCCUGUAAUCUCACUGAGCUAAAUCAGCGAUCUUAAACAGUCAUCAGAUAUUUAUUGAGCUCCUACUGUAUGUCGGGUACUUUUCUAGAAAUAGGCAGCGAUUAAAUCCAAGUUUUAAUGAGUUACACAAUGCCCUCAGGGGACUGUGUCUUGCCCUGCUCAUUCAGCAACCUUAAUGUCUUGAGUUCUCCAUGGAACCAUCAGGAUCCUGCUGAGGAGGUUUUGGAGUGUGUGGUAAUCACCCCAUAAACCACCCACUUCAGAACAACAGUGCAGUACAGCGACCAGCACUCCACUUGCCUUGCAAUUCAACCCACUCGACUUUGUCUAACCAAUAGAAUAUUAGAAGGAAAGACUUCACUACCUCAGAAAGAGCUCAAAGAAUUUUCCAGAUUCCUGCUUGCCAAAGCAUAAGUUACCUUUGGGCACCUCACCCAUUCAGUUCAGGUUCGGGAGACUCUGCGGGUGUGGCGGUCCCAGUGUCCGAAUCUCAGGGAGGUGGUGGGGGUAAGUAGGGGGGUCUGGACACACGGUGCCUGAAGAGGAAUGAAGGGAUUUAUAUGACUGUGGCAUCAUGUUACACAGCGGUGUCGUGACAGCCUCCUUUUUAAUUCAGCUGUUUCUUUAAAGCACAUUUACUGACUACAAAUGAGAACUGAUUAAUACUCAAGGCAUUAUAUUCCAGAACAUUGAACCUGAGUCAUCCCCUUCGUAGAUGAUCAUUAGGUGUAAGUUUCCCAAAAUGAAAUUAUGCUACUUCCACAGUAACCCAUCCAGGGUGAGACUCCCUGGAAGACUGAAGUAUUCACGUACUUUUUAAAACCUCUGUGACCUAAAUGUCUGUGAAGUGGACUUGGCUUGUUUUAGAGUUUGUGAAACCAGCUGCCAAGUGGCGCCGAUGUCUCCCUUUCUUGUCUUCAACUUGUUUUUCUUGCUUCCUUUUUCCUGCCCCCUUCACAUUACUUUAUUCUUCAGAAAGCGACAAUUACCAAGCCCUUGUUCUUAAAAAUAAGGGAACUGUUGGGCAGGUAGAGCUGAGUCCUGCAGAAAUCCUUCCUGGGUGUCACUGUGUGUGGCCAUGCCCAGCUGUCACUUUGGUCUGCAGGAGCCCGUGUCCCUGGCCUUUGGACUGAGCACGUGGCUGCCUAGCCCAGUUUCUUCACAAGUGGUGUGUGUAAGUGUGCGUGUGUGCACGCAAGAAUCACGUGAAUAGUGUAUGAAGUGUUUUUAAAACAGGGACAAACUAUUGAAAUGUCAGCAGACAGUUUUACAAUGAGGCUAAGGUCGAUCCAGUGCCAUUGUGAGACUUCACCAUUUACCUUUUCUGAAAAACCUUUGAAACAUAAAAAGAAACCACAAUUGCAGGAGCAACUUCUAUAACCAAAUCUAAGUAUGAAGAAACUCCAGUCACCACCCCGGGGUUCUUCCUGCGGGACUGGCAAGUUGGUCCCGUGGCUAGACUAGGAAGAAGGGUGGAUGGAAGCGCUUUUCCUGCCGUGCAGACUGGAGCACACUGGGUCCUGCCGAAAUUGGGGGUUUCGUGCCUUUGGCCAUCCGAGUACAUGCAGAUGCUGAAAAAUAGAUGUCCGCCUCGUGAACCAGUGUGUUGCCUCUGAUGGGGAAUGAUCCUAUUCCUUGUUUAUUGAGAAGUCUGCCAGUUCUUAAUCAGUCUAAGUCCGUGUUCAAACGACACAGGGAACCGUGAAGAGGUGGCGGCGCCUUUUCUUCCCACCCACAGACACAUUCUUAAAAGUCAGGGCCCCACUUUGCAGGGGGCUGGUCAGAACAGCCCUUGCCUGGGAAUCCUGCAGAAUCCCUGCACGCCUUCCUACCCAAUCCUUCCCUAAAACCUUUUGGCAUGACUCCCUCUGGUCUGGAGAAUGUUCUGCUGUCUGUAUUUUAUAAUUAUUCUUUGGAUAGUAUUUAUAGAAUCUACACUCUAAGUCAUUUGGUGAUGAGACCAGGACCUUGGAGUUUCUAAAUUGUAUGAGAUGAUAUUAAUAACAAAAGAGCUACAAAAUUAUAUAUAUUAUGUGAACAAACUACUGUAAUGUAAUAAAAAUACCAUGUUGCUGCUGUUUUUAAUGUUUUGGUUAUUUUAAGUGAAGUAUUUAUAUAAGUGUUCAAAUUUGUAGAGUUAAAUCUGAAGAUGUCUCUUGCCUUCCAGAAUGUGACUAUUUUAGAUGUAUCUAUGAAAUGACAAUCUUCUUUGGGAAUGUAAGGUGUAUGUACUGAUGCAUGUUACAGCUGUUUUUGUUGUGGUUGAUGACAAUAGAAUGAACGUUUUGAUUUUGUAAAACAUUUUUAUCAACUGAUCUCUGUCUCCCACUGUGUGUAUGUUACCAUUUUCAAAAGACAUUUCUCAUUAUGUGAGUUUUAAAUAGAUCGGUAUUGCAUUUUAUAUUUGCUGCUACCAGAUGUUAAUUCUCCAGUAUUGUAAAAUAAAUUGUGCUCCAAAAACCAACCCCCAGGAAUUUAUGAUGCAGAGAACAAAUAGAAUCUGAGAAAAAGUCACGGUCAGUGAUCUGGGUAAAUUUAUUUUACUUUUUUAUUGUUGUUGCUGCUGUUGUUUCUUAUAGAACAAUAAAGGAAAUUUAAACAGAAACACUUUGUAUUCAUAAUUCUAACAUCCUGACAAACACGUCAUAGCUCUUUGAAUGCUCUUCGAA